This is a messenger RNA of Gloeophyllum trabeum ATCC 11539, 1077 nucleotides long. RefSeq lists its product as uncharacterized. The record is from RefSeq and is a predicted model, not a curated record. The coding region runs from base 1 to 936 and encodes 311 amino acids. The transcript has 3 exons. NCBI's taxonomy places the organism in Eukaryota, Fungi, Basidiomycota, Agaricomycetes, Gloeophyllales, Gloeophyllaceae.
AUGUCUCUCAAUUACAAGACCAAAAAUGAAGACGGCGUGCUCUCCCGACUGUUCAUGUCCGAUCAUGCUUCCGCCUGUAAUGUAUGGCAGCUGGGCGUCCUAGUGGCUAAGGUCCUUCUCGCUAUGCUCGAAGAAGAUGAUAGCGAUACGUCAACUCUUGAAGUUGAGAUAGAAACAUGUAUCAUGGUCCUGCUCUCAAUCGCCUUACAACCUCACGUCGCCAACGGGGUCAUCACCCGUGUCAUCAACCAUCCGCCGACGGGCAUAGAUGAAUUAGACCACUUGGUCGACCGUGCUCAGAAAGUACUCAUAGCCAAGAUGCGCCCGCCUACACCCUCGUCCAGGACGUCCAGUCCCGCCUCCAGACCAAAAGCCAUCUCCUCGGCCCCUCCCUCUCCCUACCUCGAACGCUCCCAGUUCAUCACGGAGAAAGCGACACGUCCGCGGGGUAUGUCCCGCUCCUCCACAUGGUCCGCGCCCACCACGAACACCGCGGGCAGCAUGAUGUCAAAAUCCGCCGCCGCCUCCGCCGUCGUCACCUCGGAAGAACUCACCCCUUCGGGAUCGUUCGUUCCCACUCGAUCCGCGUUCUGCUCGUUGCGGAGCAUGACAUCCGACUCCCCGCGCCGCCGGGGCCGUUUGCCCUUCAAAUGGUUUCAGAGGUCGUCAUCGCCCUCACCGCAGAGGUCAUCGUCAGUCGAAACGCGGGCUUCCUCCGUCCCGUCAUUCAGUCGCACAUCAUCUCCAGACUCGCUGUCGACUACCGCGACGUCAGUGGCGCCCGAUUCGCCCGUGCCCGUCAUGCUAAAUGUGCCGCAAGCUGAGAAGCAGAGGAAACGCCGCGACUCUGUGUUGAAGGAGGUGGAAGAUACCUCGCCGCUGAAUACGAGCUGCUGCUGUGCUCGGAAACAUGGUGUUCUAGAGACUGUCGGGUGAGAAGUAGCGGUGGUGCAAAACAUGUCUGCGGACGUCCAACACCAGUGUAGACUAGAUCUGUAUUUUAGAUAUCAACUGUAUUUCUAGGUCAGAGAUUUAGGGAAAAUAUGGGGCAUCUAUGUCAUGACAUAGUGAUGAUUC